Messenger RNA from Henningerozyma blattae CBS 6284, 357 nucleotides. RefSeq names its product Pet117p (gene PET117). Lineage: Eukaryota; Fungi; Ascomycota; Saccharomycetes; Saccharomycetales; Saccharomycetaceae. Gene Ontology annotation, biological process: mitochondrial respiratory chain complex IV assembly. Gene Ontology annotation, cellular component: mitochondrion. The record is from RefSeq and is a predicted model, not a curated record. The coding region runs from base 1 to 357 and encodes 118 amino acids. The transcript has a single exon.
AUGUCAAGAGCAAGUAAAAUCACUUUCGGACUAUCAUGUCUCUUUACAAUAACCACAGUAGGCGCUGUCCACUUCAUUCAAGGAUUAGAACAAGAAACUUUGCAUCAGGGUCCGAUUAAAGAUGCCAAGAGAUUAGCUGAAAAAGAGAAGGAAAAGCAAGAAAAAGAGUUGGCAUCAACAGGCUCCCCAAAGAAACCCCUUAUGAAUGCUGUGCCGCUUUCUAAAAGACAGACAAACGCGCAAGAAUACCAAAUGCAACAAGAUUUGACACGACAAUAUACUGAACUACAGCCGCUUUCUGGAGAAGUAGUUACAAAAGAUGGAGAAGUUAUAGAGAGGUCUUCACCGUCUACUUAG